This is a messenger RNA of Pseudogymnoascus verrucosus, 1904 nucleotides long. RefSeq lists its product as uncharacterized. Gene Ontology annotation, molecular function: transmembrane transporter activity. The record is from RefSeq and is a predicted model, not a curated record. The transcript is spliced from 10 exons. Lineage: Eukaryota; Fungi; Ascomycota; Leotiomycetes; Thelebolales; Thelebolaceae. Gene Ontology annotation, cellular component: membrane. Bases 236 to 1753 code for a protein of 505 amino acids. Gene Ontology annotation, biological process: transmembrane transport.
CAGUGGAGGAUGCUCGAGCUGGGGUCAGUGGAGAUCGCGGUGGAGGUGAUGUUGGAGGUGCGGGAAAAGAUGCCCGAAGUGAUGGAGAGCAGAUGUGGUUAGUAAAGAUCCUUCUCAUGGGUAGAUAUAUAUAUGGGGAUGAGGACGUGAUCGUGUAACCCCAUCUCAGAUUUUGGUGGUUCUCGUCUCCCUUCACAGCAUUGAGCUCGAAAUCAAAAGCUCUCUUGACGCGACCAUGACUCCAACCGAGGGAAUGGAAAAGACAACCAGUGCCACGAUGGAAAGGCCCGAUGCAGUCCACGAACAUUUUGAAAGUCUUGAUCCUGUUGAAUUUGCGCGUAGAGAGAAAGCUCUGUUGCGUAAGAUCGAUUAUCGCCUUAUGCCAUGUCUUCUGGGGAUGAUUGUUCUCAAUUAUCUCGACCGCAAUGCCCUACCUAAUGCAAGGAUUCAAGGAAUUGAAGACGACCUCGGUCUUGUUGGAGACCAGUAUAAUACUGCUAUUUCUGUGCUUUUUGCGGGUUAUAUUGCUCUCCAGAUCCCGUCCAAUAUGCUGCUGACGAGAGUUCGGCCGAGUAUCUAUCUACCUGUUUGCAUGGCAAUCUGGGGCGUUGUAUCUGCCUGUACCGCUCUUGUACAUAACUUCAACGGCCUUGUCGUUGCGCGAUUCUUCCUCGGAUUCAUGGAAGCGCCUUACUUCCCGGGAGCUCUCUUCCUUCUAUCAAGUUGGUACACGCGCAAAGAACUGGCUACUAGGACUGCAGUGCUAUACACCGGCAGUCUUCUCUCGAGUGGAUUCGGUGGCCUCGUUGGCGCGGGUGUUGAGUAUGGUCUUCAUGGGAAGCGUGGGUUGGAGUCUUGGAGAUGGCUAUUUAUCAUUGAGGGAACUGUGACUGUUGCUUUCGCUCUUGGUUGCAUAUUUGUCCUCCCAGAUUUCCCAUCAACUACAAAGUGGCUCACCCCAGAAGAAAGAAGCCUCGCCGCAUAUAGACUCAGAGAGGGGAGCGGAGCCCAGGACGAAGAGCGAGGAUCAUUGGUAAAGGGCGUUUGGAUGGCUGUGACUGAUUAUAAAGUCUGGCUUCUUGCGAUGAUUGUCAUCACAAAAACAAGCGCGGCAGCUGUCACCUCGUUCAUCCCCACCCUAGUCGCUACAUUCAAGUACAACAAAGUCGACUCCCUCCUUCUCACAGCCCCGCCAUACGUCUUUGCAGCAAUCUGCGCAAUGAGUAUUUCCAUGAGCAGUGAUAGGAGGCUCGAGCGCUGUGGACAUCUGGUUGUGCCGUUGACGUUUGGCAUGAUUGGGUUUAUCAUCGCUGCGGCCACCACGGGUCUGGCUCCGCGGUAUUUCUCGCUAUUUCUCAUGCUUGGUGGUGUGUAUGGUGGUUUUAAUGUUGGACUUGCGUGGGUGUCUUCUACGCUGCCUCGACCGAUGGAGAAGAGAGCUGCGGCUUUGGCUUUUGUGAACAUGGUUGGAAACUUUGCCCAGAUCUACUCGCCGUAUCUAUACAAAAAGACCAGCGGGCCUCAAUACCUCCCCGCCAUGGUUGCAAACACCGUAUUUGUUUUCGCAUCCAUCAUGAUUGCCCUCCUACUCCGCUUCUGCCUCGUGCGCGAAAAUAAGAAGCUCGAAGCUAUUGAAACACAACAGAGCAUUGUCGAAAACUCGGACGAGAAGGGUGUGUCUCAUGAUGAGAUUGUGUUGGAAGGAGUUGGAGGACUGUUGGUUCUUAACCCAGGGUUUAGGUACGUUUUGUAGUGUGGGAAGUGCUUGAAUACAGCCUAUCCAUGUGGGAAUUGGCGAGGAGCUGUCGAAGGAAGUGGCUGGGAUGGUUGAGGGUGAGGAAAGGGAGAUGAUCUCCGCUCUGAGCGCAACACCGACGAGAGGAAUGUUCACGUAUGGGUUCGAG